Cloeon dipterum is the source of this 718-nucleotide messenger RNA. Its product is annotated as calmodulin-like protein 4. NCBI's taxonomy places the organism in Eukaryota, Metazoa, Arthropoda, Insecta, Ephemeroptera, Baetidae. The coding region runs from base 159 to 608 and encodes 149 amino acids. The transcript has 5 exons. Gene Ontology annotation, molecular function: calcium ion binding. Gene Ontology annotation, cellular component: myosin II complex. The record is from RefSeq and is a predicted model, not a curated record.
GCUUUUAGAGGUAAUAGCAGCUUUAGCAACCAGAGAGCGCUCCCAACAAAGGCAGAGAGAUAGACACACACAGGUAGCGGCAGGUGCCAAGUCAGCUGGAAAGGCUUGAUUCGCUUCGCUGAAUUCUCGUCCGUAAUUUGCCCAAUUUCUGCCAGAAAAUGGCUCGCUACUUUCGGGAACAAGACAUCGACGAAUUUCGAGAGUGCUUUUACCUGUUUGCACGAAAUGGCCAAAUUCGAACCCUAGACGAACUGACGGUGACGAUGCGGUCACUGGGCAUGAGCCCUACCAUUGCCGAGCUCAAAAAGUACUUCAAAGAAAAAGGCGGGCAGCUUGCAUUCUCAGACUUUUUGGAUGUCAUGCAUGCUCACAGCAAAGUUGAGAAAUUGCCGACUGAAGUGCUAGCUGCAUUUCGAGCGAACGACCCUAAAAAGACAGGGCUCAUUUCGGCGAAAGAUUUGAGACACAUUCUGUUGAAUUGGGGAGAAAAGCUGAGCGUCAAAGAAGUUGACCACAUCUUUCACGAGGCAAACGUUGGACCCAAUGGCCAAGUACGAUACGAAGACUUUGUGAAAAUAGCUUGCGCACCAGUGCCUGACUACUACUGAUUUUAACCAAAGCUGUUUAACGUUUCUUAAAUUAUUUUUAUUGAAGUUUUUAAAUUAAAUACCUAUUUUUGUUAUAAAUAAAGCAUACAAUUCAGUUUGUUUAAUUCAUA